GACGGCCAGAUCAACUACGACGAGUUUGUCAAGGUCAUGAUGGCGAAAUGAUCAAUAAACCUCCCCUCAUCUCACAUCUGAACAAUGGCGCCAAAGGGCGAGAAGAAACCCGCUGCAGAGAAGCCCGCCGUCGAAGAGAAGCCGGCGGAGAAGAAACCUAAGGCGGAGAAGCGGCUGCCGGCGAAGGACUCCGCAGGCGAAAAGAAUAAAAAGAAGAGGAGCAAGAAGAGCUCGGAAACCUAUAAGAUCUACAUCUUCAAGGUCCUGAAGCAGGUUCAUCCCGACAUCGGGAUCUCCAGCAAGGCGAUGAGCAUCAUGAAUUCGUUCAUCAAUGAUAUCUUCGAGAAGCUUGCUAAUGAAUCAUCUCGCCUCGCCCGUUACAACAAGAAGCCGACGAUCACCUCCCGCGAGAUUCAGACGUCUGUGCGGCUGGCGCUUCCCGGGGAGCUCGCCAAGCAUGCUGUGUCUGAGGGUACGAAAGCUGUUACUAAAUUUACGAGUUCUUAGGGGGUAGUUGAGGAAUCAUUGGUCCAGGGCUGUGUGUUGAUUUAGCAGAAUUUGUUAGGGUUUUGCUUAUUGUUAUAUGAUACUGGUUUUCAUCUUUAUAUUCA
This is a messenger RNA of Phalaenopsis equestris, 611 nucleotides long. RefSeq names its product histone H2B.5-like. The record is from RefSeq and is a predicted model, not a curated record. Gene Ontology annotation, molecular function: DNA binding; protein heterodimerization activity; structural constituent of chromatin. The coding region runs from base 85 to 507 and encodes 140 amino acids. Gene Ontology annotation, cellular component: nucleosome. Gene Ontology annotation, biological process: nucleosome assembly. Lineage: Eukaryota; Viridiplantae; Streptophyta; Magnoliopsida; Asparagales; Orchidaceae. The transcript has 2 exons.